Molecule: messenger RNA, 1186 nt
Organism: Oldenlandia corymbosa var. corymbosa
Lineage: Eukaryota; Viridiplantae; Streptophyta; Magnoliopsida; Gentianales; Rubiaceae
Source: the annotation of a GenBank genome assembly
AAAGCGUGGGCUUCCCCCUAUUGGGUUCUCAGAUUCUCAAGCUUUUACAUUCAAACAAGCAGAGAAAAACUCCUUAGUUUUUGGGAUUCAGCAAGAAACCACAAAUGGCCACCAAAGUUUACAUUGUUUACUACAGUACUUAUGGGCAUGUUGAAACGCUUGCCAAGGAGAUUAAGAGAGGAGCCGACACUGUUGAAGGUGUCGAAGCUACUCUGUGGCAGGUGCCAGAAACACUUUCAGAAGAAAUUCUUGGGAAAAUGCACGCCCCACCAAAGAGUGACGUCCCUGUGAUUUCUCCCAAUCAGCUUCCUGAAGCCGACGGUUUCAUUUUCGGGUUCCCGACACGAUUCGGGAUGAUGGCUGCCCAGUUCAAGGCAUUCAUUGAUGCAACUGGCCAGCUUUGGGCCGGCCAGAAGCUCGCCGGCAAGCCUGCCGGCCUUUUCUUCUCCACCGGAUCUCAAGGAGGCGGUCAAGAGACUACCCCGUCAGUAUCUUUUUUUGUCAUUCUUUCUUCUUUUUUUAAUCAAAUUUCACAUGUUGGAUUCUUGCCAUAUGUUUUUUAAUACUUCCUCCCUCCAAAAAUUAAUGUCAAGUUUGUACUUUCACUUUUAAUUUAAUUUAUACUGAAAAUGAAAAUUCAAACCGAACAAUAUUUUUAGGAUGGAGGGAGUAAUUUGAACUGGGCAGAUUGGUUUUGAAAUAGACUAAUUCAUUCUUUAAUUGAUGAAAUGAUGAUUAAUAUUGUGAUGCAGAUUGACGGCAAUUACUCAGCUAACUCAUCAUGGUAUGAUUUUUGUCCCGAUUGGGGCGACUGCCGGACCGGUGAUGUUCGAGAGGGAAGAGAUCAGAGGAGGCAACGCGUAUGGUGCCGGGACUUUCGCCGGAGAUGGAACCAGGCAGCCGACUGAAAAGGAACUCGCCAUUGCUUUCCAUCAGGGCAAGUACAUUUCCGGCAUUAUCAAGAAGUUCAAAACAGGAUCUGCUUGAUUUAAUUCUACUGUUGAUGCAUCAUUUCUUCAACAUUGUUUACCGUUAAAAAUAAGAAAUAUUAUUCCUUUUGAAAUUGAAAUAGACAUUUGACAGUCUUUACACGCUUAUAUUUUUGUUUUGUAAUAGUCCUUCCGGUCAUAAUAUACUGCAAAUUAGUGUUACUUUUUCAAAGCUUAAUUGGUUUUAGUGUUUUACA